Trichoderma virens Gv29-8 is the source of this 696-nucleotide messenger RNA. RefSeq lists its product as uncharacterized. The coding region runs from base 1 to 696 and encodes 231 amino acids. Lineage: Eukaryota; Fungi; Ascomycota; Sordariomycetes; Hypocreales; Hypocreaceae. The record is from RefSeq and is a predicted model, not a curated record. Gene Ontology annotation, molecular function: protein binding. The transcript has 2 exons. Gene Ontology annotation, biological process: cytoplasmic translation.
AUGGGUCGCGAAGAGCAGGUCGAAGAGCGCGAAGUGCUCGAAUCCAUUUUCCCUGAAGAAAUCACAGACAUCUCCGAGACGGAAUUUCGGAUAAAAGUCGUCCUUGACAUCCCCGACGAAGAAACCCCCGAAGACGAAGAACCUCCCAGCUUCCUCCUCUCCGUCCGCUACCCCGAUGACUACCCCGACGAGGCGCCUCACCUCGAUAUCCUGGCCUCACCCAACUGCCCGUCCCACCUGCACUUCAGCGUAGGCGAUGAUCGCGACCAGCUGCUCGCCGAUCUCGCCGACACCAUCCAGGAGAACCUCGGCAUGGCCAUGGUCUUCACGCUGUACUCGACGCUCAAGGAAGCCGCCGAGCAGCUCGUCCAGGACCGCAAGGCUGCGGCUGAAAAGGUGAUUGAGGAGGAGAAGCUUGCGGCCGAGCGCGAGGAGAACAAGAAGUUCCACGGCACGCCCGUCACGCCAGAGACGUUCCUCAAGUGGCGCGAGGGCUUCCUGCGCGAGAUGGAGGAGCAGCGCGUGCGUGAGGAGGAGGAGCGGCUGGCCGAGCUGAAGAAGGCAAAGGUCAAGGAGCCUGUCAAGAUGACGGGGAGACAGCUCUGGGAGAAGGGCUUGGCUGGCAAGGGUGACGAAGAGGAGGAAGAAGAGGGGUUGGCGGAUGGUGUUGAGCAGCUCAAGGUGGAGGCUGUUUAG